Messenger RNA from Trichosurus vulpecula (common brushtail), 1685 nucleotides. RefSeq names its product interferon regulatory factor 3 (gene IRF3). The transcript is spliced from 8 exons. The coding region runs from base 297 to 1541 and encodes 414 amino acids. NCBI's taxonomy places the organism in Eukaryota, Metazoa, Chordata, Mammalia, Diprotodontia, Phalangeridae. Gene Ontology annotation, biological process: immune system process; regulation of transcription by RNA polymerase II. Gene Ontology annotation, cellular component: nucleus. The record is from RefSeq and is a predicted model, not a curated record. Gene Ontology annotation, molecular function: protein binding; DNA-binding transcription factor activity, RNA polymerase II-specific; RNA polymerase II cis-regulatory region sequence-specific DNA binding.
GUUGCCAGAAGGCGGAGCCUCUCAGAACUCUCUCCCCGCGACCUCAGCUCCUAAGCCCAAACUUUUUAAACAACUUUCCUCCUUGCAGGAGUCCUACGCCGACCCGCCCUGGGCAAGGGGCGGGACAUAAUUUGCAUAUCGUCCCUCCCGGCAUGCCUGCUGGUUGGGUUGGUUUCUCGGGAGGGAUUUGCCCUACGGAAUCAGCUGACUGGGACCUGGCAGACAGCAGCGGCCGAGCGGGAAGGAGGAACCCUAGGCGACCAAGUCCCCCUGCCCGGAACUAGCCCAGCUGGGUCAUGGCCAACAAGACCAAGCCGCGGAUCCUGCCAUGGCUGCGGGAGCAGCUGGACUCCGGGCGCCUGGGCGCGACCUGGAUCGAUGAGGAGCACACGCGCUUCUUCAUCCCCUGGAAGCACGGGCUCCGCCAGGACCUGCAGCAAGAGGAUUUCUCCAUCUUCCAGGCUUGGGCAGAGGCCAGCGGCAGCUAUCGGCCUGGUAUCGAUGAGCCCGACCCGGCCACGUGGAAGCGGAAUUUUCGGGCAGCCCUGGACCGCAAGCAGAACCUGCGUAUGGUCAGCAACCACAGCCGGGACCAGCAGAACCCGCAUAAGAUCUACGAGUUCUUGCCAGAGAACGGGGAGGGCUGCGAGGCUGGCCAGACUGCUGAGCACGAGGACCAGGAAGAGGCCAUCCAAGAGAUCCUGGGGGCCCUGACCCUGUCCACUCAGCAACAGCAGCCGCAGCCAUUCCAAGGAGCCUUCAGCCCCAGCUCUAUCUUGGAGCAGCCCCCACAGACACCAGAACCAGCCCUGUCCUGCAACCCUUUGAUGCCACUUUUUGCCAGUGGCCUCCAGUCCGAGUUCGAGGUGACAGCCUUCUAUCGGGGCCGCCUAGUCCUUCAGAACUGCCUUUUUUGCCUCAAAGGCCUCAGGUUGGUAGGGCCAGGACCUGGAGCUGAGGCCUGGACAGAGCUGGAUGGAACACCACUGGCCCUGCCUGAGCCCAGCAGUACCCUCACUGACCAGCGGGCAGUACAUUAUAUCAGCAGGGUGCUGGGCAGCCUGGGGGCUGGGCUGGCCCUGUGGUGCUCCCAGACAGAAUUGAGGGCACAGCGCCUGGGCCACUGCAGGGCCCACUGGGCCCUAGGAGAGCAGGCAUCCCCUGGGACCACAGGGAGGGAAGUGACCAAGGAAAGAGAUGGCCAGCAAGUAUGCUACAUUCCAGAGUUUGUGAAUGAUCUGAUCUCCUUCCUGGAAGGCAGUCACCGCUCACCCCAGUACACUCUCUGGUUCUGCCUAGGGGAACCCUGGCCCACCGAGUCACAGCUAUGGACCAAGAAGCUUGUCAUGGUCAAGGUGGUACCCACUGCACUGAGAGCACUCCAUGAGGUGGCCCAGGCUGGGGGAGCAUCCUCACUGGAAGAGGAGGUGGACCUGCACAUCUCCAGCAGUCUCUCCCUGUCCCUGGCACCUGCCCACCUCCACGGCUACCUGCAGGAACUGGCCCACAGCAUGCAGUGGGAGUCCGGGGCUCACUGCUGAGCUCUACCCUCUUCUCAGCCCAGAUCUGAUGCCUGGCUACACCUCCUCUCCAGCCUCAGGCAACCCAAGGCAAACCACUCUGACCCCCUUCUCUGAGCAUGUACCCUCCCUGCAAAAUAAAAGGGUUGGCAUUGUGUCUCUUCA